This is a messenger RNA of Pleuronectes platessa (European plaice), 465 nucleotides long. RefSeq names its product rho-related GTP-binding protein RhoA-C-like. Gene Ontology annotation, molecular function: GTPase activity; GTP binding. The record is from RefSeq and is a predicted model, not a curated record. Bases 1 to 354 code for a protein of 117 amino acids. NCBI's taxonomy places the organism in Eukaryota, Metazoa, Chordata, Actinopteri, Pleuronectiformes, Pleuronectidae. Gene Ontology annotation, biological process: cell migration; stress fiber assembly; small GTPase-mediated signal transduction. The transcript is spliced from 3 exons. Gene Ontology annotation, cellular component: cleavage furrow; dendritic spine.
AUGGGCCGAGGAUCACCAGUUAGGUAUGAACACUUUGUGCCCAAUGCAGAGAACAUUCCAGAGAAGUGGACUCCUGAGGUCAAACACUUUUGUCCCAAUGUGCCUAUCGUUCUGGUGGGAAACAAGAAAGACCUGCGAAAUGAUGAGCACACACGUCGAGAGUUAGCGAAGAUGAAACAGGAACCAGUGAAGUCAGAUGAGGCAAGGGACAUGGCUAACCGGAUCAAUGCCUUUGGUUACUUGGAGUGCUCGGCCAAGACGAAGGAUGGUGUUAGGGAGGUGUUUGAAAUGGCCACCAGGGCAGCACUUCAGGCAAAGAGACGAGGCAAGAAAAGCGGCUGCUGCCUUUUAUAGUGUCAGGUAACGCAGGAUCAGGAGGGAAAUAAACAUCCAAGAAAAAUAUCCCUGUACCUGUUUUCUCCAAGGCGGGCACAGUUGACUGGGGAGUAGUAGGGAUGAAAUAGG